AUGCAGCAGGAACAGCUAGAUGCGCUGCUGGCAAAGCUUCGCGAAUCUCAUCUCUCGACCGACAAUCGACGCACAGCUCUCGACUCUCUUCGCAAUGCUCUCGAUUCCUUGCUGCCUCAACCACUUCUAUACAUUAUCAAUACAGCCAUACAGGAGGGUCCAAACGAUGUACGCCGCAUUGCGUUCCAGACUCUCUCGUCGCGUCUCGAAACCGACCUGUUUGAGAAUGCUACAGUUGAAUCCAGUCAAAGGGCUGUCAACGAGCUCAUUCAACAUACCGAAGCGUUUCUGAGAUCGACGGUCAAGGUUCAGCCAAAUCUUGAGUCUAUCACCGUAGCAACCUGCACGCCGAUCGAUGUUUCGAAGCUGUCGAUCUCCGCAUUACGAGCUAUCGCUGCUGCACUCAAGACGCUGCACGUCCUCAUCCGCGUCGCAUCUCGGAGAGCGAAGAUCGCCAAUUCCACUUCGCAAGUCAGCCGCGCACCCCAUCUGAUCAGCUUUUUUGAUGUGAUAUGGCCCUGCUUGUCAGUCGGAGUGAAACCAAUCCGACCCAUAGCGGGCGCUAUCCCUCGCUCCAGCUCAGGCUUGCAGAAUGGUGCCUUUUCGUGGAACGGUCAGCCGAACCGAACACGUAAUUUCACUUCCGGCAGUGACGCAACGCCUUCGGAGAGAACAUCAUCUCUCGGCCUGCGUAGCGGAGACUCGUCCGCCGGCGAGACUGAUCGUAGGAGCGACAAAAGCGAGAGCGAAAAAAGUGACUUUUCCACAACCUCGAGUGCCACCGCCUCGUCGAGAUCGCGUAAAGACGGCUCACGUCAGCACGAGUCCACCUGCAAACUCAUCCGUCAGAAUAGCCUGUACUGUCUCACCGAGCUCAACCAACUUGAGUCUCGAGCGCUCAUCUCACGCUGGAGCGAUCUGUUACCAGACCAACCUGCCCCUGUGGAAGCUUCCUCGAAGCAGCUAUCUGCAUUGCCACGCUUCUCAGCAUCUUCGACAUCGGCAGCUCCCUUCUCGCUCUGUACACUCAUCACACAGGAUGCAUCCACUUCAGUACGCGUUGCAGCUAUGGCGGCGCUCGAAUCAAUUCUCACUCAGGGAACAUUGCAAUUAUGCAUGGCUCAAGAACGAGCUCACCGUGCUCUCUCGUUUACAUCGCUGUCGUCGCAGUUGGCGGGUUGGAUCGUCAGUAUUCGAUCAUAUUUGGUGAUCGCACUGCAGCGUGCGGCGACUGCACCGCGCGCAUCCGCAAGAAUGGAAGGGGUUGCAGAGGUGGUCGGAUACCCGUCAUCGUUGACGGCGGCACUGCUGCAGUUGACCCGCACGUUUGUGAUGAGUACGGCAAAGGCAAAGCUUGUCACGGCCAAUGCGGUUGUCUUGACGCCAGCAGUGGUGCCGUUCGCUUCGCAUAGCGACCCACAGGUUCAGAGUAUAGCGAAGAAGCUGAUAACGACAAUGACGACGCCAGCUCCAGACACCUCAACCCGGGAAGGACGGACGCGUAAAGGCAUGGACGCAAUUUCGCUUAGAGCUCAACAGGCUGGCUCACCUCCAAGUGUGGCUGCAUCAGAUGGAUCUCGCCUGGAUCUGUCCAGUCUGGUCGACCAAGGUGCUGUGACGACCAUCGAAGCUUGCGACCGCGUGUUAUCUGGUUUCGAAGCCGUUGAUGACCCAGUGCGCCAGCUGUCGGUUUGGACUCUGUUUGUCAAAAGUCUUGUGGAAGCCCCUACACGCUUGCUCAGCCCAGACACAUCGGCACGCGUUUUUGCGGCAUGGCAUCGCCUGUGCGCACGGUCAGACUUGACGCAGGAUCAAAAAUGCGCUCUCGUUUCAAGCGUUCCCGAUCUGCACGCGGCGCUUUUGCGCCACUCAGCUUUGGACGUGUCCAUAUCUACUUUGAUCUUGCAGUAUGUAGAGCGCUGUUGCACCGUUUCUGACGAGUGUGUCCGCGCUGCAGCCAUACGCGUUCUCGGGCUACUGGUGCUGCCAGCUGAUCAUGCGGUCGACCACGGUAGCCAGCAUCAUGAAGCGAUCUACAAGACGUUGGACGAUAUGCUUUGGGGCCGAGGCGAUGCGACUCGCAAGAUCGCCUUACACGACAGCUCGACCCUGGUACGCCAACGAGCAUCGUGGGCAUUUUCGAAUUUGGUCGAAGCACAGUAUCGCUCUGACGAGCAUCUUGACGAACGCGAAUGGAUCGCACACGCUCGAUACUGCCUGGACGCGAGUAAAGAUAUCGAAGGUGUAGCUGUGUCGGCAUACCGUGCGUCUGGAAUGCUUUUAGCGUUGCUACAGGCCGAGCAAUCAGCGAAGCGAGUGUGCUGCUUACUGGGCAGAUCGCUGCUGGAAGAGCUGUGCCGCGUGUUGGGUGCGACGUCCAAGCCGCCGAAAUCGAGAUGGAAUGCAGCUUCGGCGCUGGAGCGAGCGCUCGGAUCGGAUGUCGUGCUGGCGAGUCUCGUCGAUGAUGGCUUGCUGGAUCAGGUCGUGGAUCGGCUCUGCUCAGUACUGGAUGCCAAGGUGUUUAAGGUCAGGCUAAGUGCGGCCAAUGCUCUUGUUUCGCUCUGCAAAGUGCGAGCGCCGGACGCAUCUGCUGAGGUCGAGCGCGUGCUGGGCGCGCAGCGACUCGCGAGGAUCCACAGAAUUGCCCAAGCCCGACUGGCCGAGCUCAACGAGCCGACCAGGUCGAAAGAAUCCAUGUUGUACUUGGACGAGCUCAAGUGUCUCCUAGCCGAGCUUGUAGCAUGGAACCGAACCGCAACUUGUUCCUGA
Molecule: messenger RNA, 2769 nt
Organism: Mycosarcoma maydis (corn smut)
Lineage: Eukaryota; Fungi; Basidiomycota; Ustilaginomycetes; Ustilaginales
Exons: 1
Coding region: 1-2769 (922 amino acids)
Source: RefSeq, a predicted model, not a curated record